AUGGGAACCGUAAUGUCUAUCUCGCUCCGCAAGAAGGCAGUCCUCUUCAAAGAUGGGCCGGACACUGUGGGCAACUUGAUGGAAGUCCAGACCGGUAAGAGCGCAAAAGACAAGACUCUGAAGCGCUACUCACCAUGGAGGUGGAUUGUGAAGAAGAAGAGCUCCAAGAAGGUGCAGGCCCAUGAGAACACCAACCAAAACAACAUUGCCCAUCUGAGUAAUGAGAACCUGGAGAAGUCUCGGUCCUUCUCCAACCUGUCCACCCUCACCCUUGAGAAGUCUCAGUCCUGUGACAAGCUGUCCACCCAGGACCAAGGCACUCCAGCCAUUUCCAACAACGCCGCCUGGUCGGUCGAGACGGCCCCCUUAUCCAACUCAAACAUGGCCCCCGACACGCCCCAGAUGGUGACCGCCCAGGACCUCGACGCUCCCAGGAGGCUGGUGAUGGUCCACGCUACAACCGGCGAGCUGCUGCGCUGUCUGGGUGAGUUCCUGUGCCGGCGCUGCUACCGGCUCCAGGACAUGUCUUCUAUGGACCCGGUGCUGUGGCUGCGGGUGGUGGACCGUUAUCUGCUGGACAACUGCUAUCAGAGCCAGAGCUGCAUCAAUCCGGCCGCUGUGGUCUUCCUCUACAUGCUGUGCCGCGAGGCAGUUUCCUCCGAGGUGGCCACCUUGCACGAGCUGCAUGCCGUGCUGCUCACCUGCCUCUAUACGACCUGCUCCUACAUGGGCAACGAGAUCGCCUACCCCCUGAAACCCUUCCUGGUGGACACCUGCAGGCAGACCUUCUGGAUCCGCUGCAUGACCAUCACCAAGCUGAUGAGUGUCAAGAUGCUCCAGAUGAACACAGACCCUAACUUCUUCUGCCAGGUGUUUGCUGAACUGAAGAACGAGAGCCAGAAGGAGGAGAAGACGAGCCGCCUGCUCAGCGGUGUGUACAGCACUCAGUGA
Molecule: messenger RNA, 951 nt
Organism: Oncorhynchus nerka (sockeye salmon)
Lineage: Eukaryota; Metazoa; Chordata; Actinopteri; Salmoniformes; Salmonidae
Product: cyclin-dependent kinase 5 activator 1-like
Exons: 1
Coding region: 1-951 (316 amino acids)
Biological process (GO): axon guidance; brain development
Cellular component (GO): protein kinase 5 complex; growth cone; cytoplasm
Molecular function (GO): cyclin-dependent protein serine/threonine kinase activator activity; protein kinase binding
Source: RefSeq, a predicted model, not a curated record